This is a messenger RNA of Salmo salar (Atlantic salmon), 8083 nucleotides long. The record is from RefSeq and is a predicted model, not a curated record. Lineage: Eukaryota; Metazoa; Chordata; Actinopteri; Salmoniformes; Salmonidae.
GGAAACUCGAGAUCACUGUGUUUCCACUUUUGACAAGACAACCAGCGAUAAGAAGUGUAGCUAAUGUUUUUGAUUCCGUAGUUUCUCUACUAAUGUCUAUGUUAAAGUGCCAUUGAUAGCUAUUAUCCACUCAGACCCUGAGAGGCAGUCUGAGGCCACCAUGUCUUCGUUCUCCCAGAAGGGGUCCCCUCGCUGCCAGGCUGGCCCAGGGAGAGAGGAGGUGACUGGGGCCCGACAGCAGAUGACCCUCCCAUUCGCCAUGUCCCUGGGCCAUGUAGACCCAGAGGCAUUGAGAGCCAGGUUGAUCUCAGUAGCCCCGAGUCAGGCACAACGCAACCCGGACGCCCUGGUCUUCACACACACCACCAAGGCCCAGGAACGCAGGAGGGCAGGGCAGAGACCCGUACCGCUGGAGAUACUGCCAGUCCUGAAGAAGUACCAGGACCACAAGCAGCCAGAGUUCAUCCACAGGCAGAACCGGGAGAGGCUGAUCCAGUCGGGCUGGAAGCCGCCGUCGCCCUCCCUUGCUGGGGUAGAGUGGAUGGACAUGGCCCCUGACAGACAGAGCUCCACCCUCCACCUCCCUGAGCUGCCUGACCACGUCAAGGAGAAACAGGCUCAGAUGACCCAGAGUACCCUGUGUUCCCCCUCUCCCCCCAAACGCCCUCGUUCCUCCAAGUCCACAAAGCCCUCCCCCACCGGACCCUUCCUCCACUCCCCCUUCCCUCUCCCAGCCAGUCACCCCCUCAUCUUCAGCUCGGCAGAGGAUGUGAUCCGUGCCAAAAUACGCUCCCCGCCGGACAUCGUCAGAAUCAUCCGGAACAACCCUCACCUGGGCUUCCUGUACAUGACCUCUACCGCACCCAAGACCUCCAUCAAAUAUGAUGCUUAUAACCUCAAGAUAGUGACGUAUGAGAACAUCAACAAGCAGGACUACUCUACCAUCAGCCAGCAGGGUGUGACCUGCAUCUCUGAUACAGAGAUGGACUUCCUGCCGUUAGAGCGCUGGGAGCAUGAGUACCGAUGCCACCGCCGCCUCCUGGCCAUCCCGGCCUUCGCCCUCUUCAGGAGGUGGAAGGCCUUCAGAGUGUGGCGGACCAACGUCCGCUCCAAGAAGAUCAACACGUGCAAGAAGUCCCUGCAGGAGCGCCUGUUCAUCGUCAAUGAGUCUCUGCGCCCGGCGUUGCUAGACAUCAGAGAGAUGUGCUACAGGAUCAGUGACAUGGGGCUUUGUCGCAUCCAGAAAGAUCACACAUACACUCUGGAGGAGUUCCAGGAGGCUCAGUACAAACAGCUGGAGGAGGUAUCUUCUCGUCUGGAAGAGUUCAGGGAGCUGGUAAAGGAGGUGGCCAGGAGCGCCUGUCACACGGCCAUGUUGGAGGCAGGAUACACACCUGACUAUAACUACAACACAGAGGGGACAGACAGUAAGCAGUCACCAGAGAUUGAGCUGCUGUUUGAAGAGGCUCCAGAGAAGAUGAGUUACACAGAACAGGCCAACAAGAGGUACCACUGUAGACGCCUCACCUGUUUCAUCCGGUUGGCUGACUACCUGAUGGUGAACACCAUGCACAUCCUGGCUGUGAGCUCUGUGGCCAAACUACUGGCCGUCCUGCAGGAUCAGAGUCAGCACACCCCAACACACGCUGUCAUCCACAGCUGGGCCGACACCGAUGCUGCCAACGCUGCUGCUGCAGCUGGAGACGGAGGUGGCGCCACGGAGGACUCCGACAAGAAGGCUACGGAGCCCACGGUGGAGGCUGUUCAUCUACCCAUGUUUGUGUCGGAGCUGAUGCUGGAGACCCACGCUCUGACCUACGAACCCUCCGUAGACGUCUUCCAGGAGUGUGUGUCAGAGAUCAUCUCUAGGUUCCAGGAGACAGUGUUGUCAUUAGUUGUGCUGGUGACUGACUCCUACUUUGAUGCCUUCACUCAGCCCAUGAUCAACAGCAAGGUGGAGGAGAAGACGUGUGGUGACGGCCCUGGUCUGGAGGCCAUGUUAGAGGAUGAUAAACACCUGCUGAACAUCAUCCUGGACAUCAAGCAAUCGCUCCAGUUUGCGUUUGACUCGGCCAGCGUGUACGCGCGCACCUUUGAGAGCUUCCGCGUCUUCUACAGAGAGAAUGAGAGUCUGGACCUGGACGCGCUCAGAGAUCAAGAUCACGGAGUGGCGUUCUUCACUGAGAGUCUGGAGAAGUACCACGGCCAACAUAAAGAGACCCUGGCCAUCAAACAGAAGAGACACCUGGGCCUGCUGCUGGUAGACACCACUCUGCUCAAAGGGAAGCUCAUCCCCUCACCACUACGCUGUCUGAAGGCCAUCAAUGACAUGCUCCCCCUGCUGGCCAAGAGAAAGAUCGACGCCAUCAUCGCUGAGGCUCAGGAUGCCCAGUUCAAACUGGAGUUCAUCCCCUCUGCAACUACAGAGUUUGUCAACUCCCUCACCUUCCUAGAGGAGAUACAGGAGCGGAUGGAGUGGUUGGACGAGCAGACAGAGACCGUGUCCCAGAUGUACAAGCUGAUAGACUCCUACUCCGUGCCCAGCCCUCCUGAGGACUUUGCAGUCUACGCCACCCUGAAACCCUCAGUCACCGCCGUACGCAACGCCAUCGACAAGGCCGUGGGAGAGAAGGACGCCAACGUGGACAAGUUCUGUAUCCACCUCCAACGGGACAUCACCGACCUCAACAAGGAGGUCAAGAGGGUCAAACAGCAGGCUCAGAACAAUCAGAUCAUGGACAUCAACGCUGAGCGUCCCAAGGUCCGUCUGCUGCUGGAGGAGGUCCAGGUCUCCAUAGACGAGCUGCAGACCCAGGCCUUCCAGUACAAGUCUUUCCAGAAGAAUUUCAAGGUGGAGGUGACUAAGUACGAGGCGUUAGAGGAGCUGAGUGCGGAGGUGAAACUGAAACAGCUGCUGUGGGACUCUCUGGAGGAGUGGGAUGCCCUGCAGGCCGGCUGGAUGGAGUGUAAGUUUGAGGAGUUGGACCCAGAGACUCUGAGUGCCCAGGUCAAUAAGUAUGCCAAGUGUGUGAACCAGCUGGAGAAAGGCCUGCCACCCAACAGUGUGGUUCCACGACUCAAAGAGCACGUUGAGGCCAUGAGGGAGAAGCUCCCAGUGAUCACAGACCUGCGUAACCCGUGUCUGAAGGGCAGACACUGGGAGAUUCUGGAGGCCAUCAUAGAGACCAGUCUCCUGGAGGAACCUCAAACUCUGGCCUCUCUAGAGGAACUCAACAUCUUCAGCUACAGCGAAGCGAUACAGGAGGUGUCAGGACAGGCUUCAGGAGAGGCAUCCCUGGAGACCAUCCUUAAAAAGGUUGAGGAUUCCUGGAAGACCACGGAGUUUCCGGUUCUCUCCCACCGGGAGUCUAAAGACCUGUUCAUCCUGGGAGGAACUGAUGACAUUCAGGUGCUGCUGGAUGACAGUACCAUCAACAUGGCCACGGUGGCGUCCUCUCGCUACGUCGGCCCCAUCAAGACCAGAGUAGACGAGUGGCAGAGGCAGCUAAACCUCUUCAGCCAGACACUGGAAGAGUGGCUGACGUGUCAGCGUAACUGGCUCUACCUGGAGAGUAUUUUCAGUGCUCCAGACAUCCAGAGGCAGCUUCCUGCUGAAGCCAAGAUGUUCCUCCAGGUGGACAAGUCCUGGAAGGAGAUUAUGAGGAAGGUCAACAGGCUUCCCAAUGCUCUGAGGGCUGCUACACAGCCAGGUCUGCUGGAGAUCUUCCAGAACAACAACGCCCUGCUAGACCAGAUCCAGAAGUGUCUGGAGGCCUACCUGGAGUCCAAGAGAGUCAUCUUCCCCAGGUUCUACUUCCUGUCCAACGAUGAGCUCCUGGAGAUCUUGGCUCAGACCAGGAACCCCCAGGCCGUUCAGCCCCACCUCAGGAAGUGUUUCGAUGCUAUCGCCCGCCUGGAGUUCGCCCUGCUGCCCCCUCCGCCCCCCGGCGCCAUGACAACGCAGCCUGCAGACGGAGAGCAGGAGAAGGUCUACAGCAACGACAUUCUGGCCAUGGUCUCACCUGAAGGAGAGAAGGUGGGCCUGGCUAAAGGUCUGAAGGCGCGUGGUAACGUUGAGGACUGGCUGGGUAAAGUAGAGGAGGCCAUGUUCUCUUCCCUCCGCCGCCUCAGCAAGGCCUCCAUCGCUGACUACCAGAGUAAAGAACGAGAGGAGUGGGUGGUGGCUGGACACCCCUCACAGGUGGUGUUAACCAUCAGUCAGUUGAUGUGGUGCAGAGACCUGGACGGCUGUCUGGAGGGAGACCACGACCACUUCAUGGCCCUGCAGGACUUUGAAUAUGUCAACAUUGAUAGGCUGAAUGCCCUAGCAGCCCUGGUACGAGGCCAACUCCCCAACCUGCACCGUAACAUCAUCACAGCUCUCAUCACAGUAGACGUGCACGCCAGGGACAUUGUCACAGACCUCGUGGCCCGGAAGGUUGACUCCAGCAGUAACUUUGAGUGGCAGAGGCAGCUGCGUUACUACUGGGACUUGGACCUAGAUAACUGUGUGGCCAGGAUGGCUCUGUCCACAUACAUAUAUGGAUAUGAAUACCUGGGGGCCUGCCCUCGCCUCGUCAUCACCCCUCUCACAGAUCGUUGCUACCUGUGUCUGAUGGGGGCUCUUCAGUUAGACCUUGGUGGGGCUCCAGCAGGACCAGCUGGUACAGGGAAGACAGAGACCACUAAGGACCUGGCCAAGGCUCUGUCCAUCCAGUGUGUUGUCUUCAACUGUUCUGAUGGACUGGACUACAAGAUGAUGGGGAAGUUCUUCAGUGGUCUGGCCCAAUCAGGGGCCUGGUGCUGUUUUGAUGAGUUUAACCGCAUCGACAUCGAGGUGCUGUCUGUCAUCGCCCAGCAACUCAUUACUAUCCGCAAUGCCAAGAUGGCCAAGCUGUCCAGGUUCAUGUUUGAGGGCAGAGAGAUCAAGCUGGUGAUGACAUGUGCUGCCUUCAUCACUAUGAACCCAGGCUACGCUGGACGCACUGAGCUCCCUGACAACCUCAAAGCCCUGUUCAGACCCAUAGCCAUGAUGGUGCCCAACUAUGCCCUGAUCGCUGAGGUGAUCCUCUACUCUGAGGGUUUUGAGUCCAGUAAGACUCUGGCCCGUAAGAUGACCCAGAUGUACAAGCUGUGUUCUGAGCAGCUCUCCCAACAGGACCACUACGACUUCGGCAUGAGGGCCGUCAAGUCUGUCCUCGUCAUGGCAGGCUCUCUGAAGAGAGAGAACCCCCACCUGAGUGAAGACGUGGUUCUGAUCAGGGCUCUGAGAGACUCCAAUCUGCCCAAGUUCCUCACAGACGACGCUGCGCUCUUUGGUGGCAUCAUGUCUGACCUGUUCCCUGGCGUGUCCAUCCCUGAACAUGACUACGGUGUUCUCCAGACCACCAUCCUGGAGUCUCUAGUAAAACGCAACCUGCAGCCCCUACCCAGCAUGACGCACAAGGUGAUCCAGCUGUAUGAGACCAUGAUAGUACGUCAUGGUGUGAUGUUGGUGGGUCCUACAGGUGGAGGGAAGACCACGGUCUACACCAUCCUGUCUGAUACCUUAGAUACCCUGUGGCAGGCUGGCCACGGGAAACACAACCCCUUCUACCUCCCUGUCAAGACAUACGUCCUCAACCCCAAGUCUGUCACCAUGGGAGAGCUCUACGGAGAGGUGAACAUAUUGACCCUGGAGUGGCGUGACGGCCUGAUGGCGCUCAGCGUGCGAGCGGCCUGCAACGACACCAGCGAUGACCACAAGUGGAUCGUGUCGGACGGUCCGGUGGACGCGCUGUGGAUUGAGAACAUGAACACGGUCCUGGACGAUAACAAGAUGCUGUGUCUGGCCAACAGCGAACGCAUCAAACUGACCCCGUCUAUACACAUGGUGUUUGAGGUCCAGGACUUAUCGGUGGCGUCCCCAGCCACAGUGAGUCGCUGUGGGAUGGUCUACAUCGACUCUAAUGAACUCAAAUGGAUGCCCUAUGUCCAGACCUGGAUCACUGGUCUGACUAACAAGCUCCCUGAAGCGGUGUGUGUGUACCUGUUGGCGUUGUUUGAGCAGUACGUGGAGAAGGGUCUUCAGUUUGUGUGGAAGCGUUGUGUCCAGGCCAUGGGCCAGGUUGACAUCAGUAAGGUCACUACCCUCUGCUGCCUGUUGGCGCUGCUGCUGGGAGACGGAAGACCAGAUCUCAAGAUGGAAGCUAAGCACCUGAACAGUGUGUUGUGUCAGACGUUUGUGUUUUGCUACCUGUGGUCUGUGGGGGGUAACCUGACUGACAGCCACUGGGAUGCCUUCGACAGCUUCGUCAGACAACAGUUUGAAGACAAUAAUGACGCCAAGCUGCCCAGCUCGGGGGACCUGUGGAGUGUGUUCAUGGACUUCAACCACAAGCGUCUGGAGCCGUGGGAGAGGAUCAUCCCCUCCUUUAGGUACAACAAGGAACUGCCCUUCUUUGAGAUGUUGGUUCCCACCACCGACACGGUGCGUUAUGGCUACCUGAUGGAGAAACUGCUGUCUGUAGGACACUCUGUCCUCUUCACCGGCAUCACCGGAGUAGGAAAGUCUGUGGUGGCCCGUGGUCUUCUGAACAGUGUCCAGGAGAAGGGAGGCUAUGUUCCCGUCUAUAUCAACUUCUCAGCCCAGACCACCUCGGCCAGAACACAGGAGAUGAUCGAGUCCAAACUGGAGAAGAAGAGGAAGAACAUUCUGGGUGCUCCUGGUAACAGAAAGAUAGUGAUCUUUGUGGAUGAUCUGAACAUGCCUAAGUUGGACACCUACGGCUCCCAGCCUCCAAUAGAACUGCUCAGACAGUUCCAGGACUUCCACGGCUUCUACGACCGAGAGAAGUUCUUCUGGAAGGAGAUCCAGGACAUGACGAUCGCGGCGGCCUGCGCUCCGCCAGGAGGGGGCCGUAACCCGGUGACCCCUCGUUUCAUCCGCCACUUCAGCAUGCUGUGUCUGCCCACUCCCUCCGAACACAGCCUCAAACAGAUCUUCAAUGCCAUCCUCAGUGGUUUCCUCAGUGAGUUCCCCCAGGCGGUGAGGUCUUCAGCAGGCAGCAUCGUAGACGCAGCUGUAGAGAUCUACCACCGCAUGUCUGUAGACCUCCUGCCUACACCAGCCAAGUCCCACUAUGUCUUCAACCUCAGUGACCUCUCCAAGUGUGUCCAGGGUAUGUUGCAGUGUGAGCCAGGCACGGUGAGAGAUCAGACUGGGAUAUUCCGUCUGUUCUGUCAUGAGUGUCAGAGAGUGUUCCACGACCGCCUCAUCAACAACGAAGACAAAACCUACUUCAACACCAUCGUCUCUGAGAUGGCCAGCAAAUAUUUUGGCUUCAAUUUAGAACCCAAUUACUUUGUGACCAAACCCAUCAUAUUUGGAGAUUUCAUCAAGGUGGGUGCAGAGAAGGCAGACCGUCUGUAUGAGGACCUAACAGAGCCAGAUAAGAUCAGGGCUGUGCUCCAGGAUUACCUGGAUGACUACAACAUGACCUUCUCAAAGGAGACCAAGCUAGUGUUCUUCCAGGACGCUGUAGAACACGUCUCCAGGAUAGCGCGUAUGAUCCGCCAGGAGCGCGGUAGCCUAUUGGUGGGCGUGGGGGGCACGGGGAAACAGUCACUGACGCGGCUGGCGGCCCACAUGUGCGGCAUGCGCUGCUUCCAGAUAGAACUGAGCCGAGGAUACAACUACGACAGCUUCCAUGAAGACCUGAGACGACUGUUCAAGAUGGCUGGGGUGGAGGGCAAGGACAUGGUGUUCCUCUUCACUGACACACAGAUCGUGGUGGAGGAGUUCCUAGAGGACAUUAACAACAUGUUGAACAGUGGAGAGGUGCCCAACCUGUUUGAGAAGGAUGAUCUGGAGCAGGUCCUGGCUGCCACACGGCCCAGAGCCAAGGAGGCCGGCAUCAACGAGGGAAACCGAGACGAGGUGUUCCAGUUCUUCAUCUCUCGGGUCAGAGAGAAGCUGCACAUUGUGUUGUGUAUGAGUCCUGUAGGAGAUGCCUUCAGGUCCCGCUGUCGUAUGUUCCCCUCUCUGGUCAACUGCUGCACCAUCGACUGGUUUGUACAGGUCAGGACACUACGCUCUCUGUGG